UUAACGCGCAGGGAAUUGUCAAAUGAUACAAUCGUGCGAGCCGAAUUAUUAUGCGGUGCGCAGAGUGUGACCGUAAAAAUUUUAUGUGACCAAAAAGUCACUUGCGAAAUCAAUAAUUGCUUAUUAAAUAAAACGGACAAGCAACAAUGGAAACUGGCAGAUUAACUAUACCGCGCGCCUUUGUUUGCUGCUCAAAUAUAAUUUUCUUGAUUUCAGGUUUUGCAUUGAUGUCAUUAGGUGGAUUAUUAUUAGCCGAUAAUGAACGAAUUUUAUUAUCACGUCUGCUAGGACCUGGUGACAUUCAUCCCGAUCAACCACUCUUUUAUUAUCUGGCUUUUGCUAUAGUUACAUUAGGAUUUCUCAUCGCUAUCACCGGGCUUCUCGGAUGCUGGGCAGCUUGUCUCUUCAAUCGCUGCAUCACAAUCUUUUAUCUCGUGGCGAUAAUCUUGCUACUCCUCGGUGAAUGUACCGUGUGUAUUAUCGCCGUUUUUUGGCCUCACAUAUUGGGGAUCGAUGUUAGACCCGCACGUCUGAUACGCGCUUUGCAACGCAGUUACUCUGUUCCUGGACGCGAACAAUUCACGGCAGCCCUUGAUCUUGCACAAACGACGUUCGCCUGUUGCGGCAUAAACGGAAGCAGCAAUUACGGCACGUCGUGGUGGCGGCUGCAGGAAGUCGGCCGAAGAGAAUUAGUAGUACCUCUCAGUUGUUGCACCCUGAAUAAUGCCAAUGAGACGGACGCUUUCCUCAACCCUGAGCCUGCCAAUCUCACUUUCUGCCAGGCUCUGAACCCUGCCGAACAUCAAUACGCCCGACACACAGUGGGUUGUCUUGAAUAUAUCGAGAAGUGGACGCAAGAUCAGGCAUUGAUCCUGCUGGCUAUUGUAUUAGCUGUUAUGUUUGUCGAAGUCACGGCGCUCCUCAGUAUACUUCUCGCUUGCUCUCGAGGAAACAGAAGAAGCAAGUCGCAGGCAUCGACAUUUACCUCCACGCAGACUUUAAGUCCAUUCACCGAGAGCGAUCAAGAUUUUAGUAUAGGUAUCGAGAACAGGAUGCACACGGCCGGGACGACGUUUGGUACCAAAUCAUGAAGAUGGCUGGAGGGCAGUCAAGGACGAACAGCGAUCGACGUUAAGGACUUGAAUAAUCGAGAAACCAUAUGCGAUGAUACUAAAUAUAAU
Molecule: messenger RNA, 1181 nt
Organism: Cataglyphis hispanica
Lineage: Eukaryota; Metazoa; Arthropoda; Insecta; Hymenoptera; Formicidae
Product: tetraspanin-9-like
Exons: 6
Coding region: 147-1091 (314 amino acids)
Cellular component (GO): membrane
Source: RefSeq, a predicted model, not a curated record